This is a messenger RNA of Cucurbitaria berberidis CBS 394.84, 1209 nucleotides long. Its product is annotated as TPT-domain-containing protein. The record is from RefSeq and is a predicted model, not a curated record. NCBI's taxonomy places the organism in Eukaryota, Fungi, Ascomycota, Dothideomycetes, Pleosporales, Cucurbitariaceae. The transcript has 5 exons. Bases 1 to 1209 code for a protein of 402 amino acids. Gene Ontology annotation, cellular component: trans-Golgi network; endosome; Golgi apparatus. Gene Ontology annotation, molecular function: antiporter activity.
AUGUCUUCAGACGAGAAAGUCAGGUCCUCGGUUGACGCUGCCCGCGACCCAGCCCAGACAGUGCUACCCACUGUGAACCCAGAGGCGCUCAAGUCUGCGCCCAAGCCCGCCGCCUUCCAUCCCGCCGUAUACAUUGCCACAUGGAUUACUCUCAGUUCGAGCACAAUCGUCUUUAACAAGUACAUCUUGGAUACGGCCAACUUUCACUUUCCCAUUUUCCUCACAACAUGGCAUCUCAUCUUCGCGACCAUCAUGACCCAAAUCCUCGCCCGCUUCACCACCAUCCUCGACUCGCGAAAGAAGGUGCCUAUGACCGGACGCGUAUACCUUCGAGCCAUUGUCCCCAUUGGUCUCUUCUUCAGCUUGAGCUUGAUUUGCGGUAACCAGGCAUACCUCUACUUGAGUGUGGCUUUCAUCCAGAUGAUCAAGGCUACUACACCAGUUGCUGUUCUCAUUGCGACCUGGUCUCUCGGAGUCGCCCCUGUGAAUCUCAAGACCCUUGGCAACGUCUCGUUCAUUGUUAUCGGUGUCGUCAUUGCCUCGUUGGGCGAGAUCAAAUUCGUCAUGACUGGUUUCCUCUUCCAGGUCGCUGGCAUCGUUUUCGAGGCUGUCCGUCUAGUCAUGGUCGAGAGCCUACUGAGCGGUGCUGACUUCAAGAUGGACCCUCUUGUCUCGCUUUACUACUACGCUCCAGCCUGCGCCGUCAUCAACGGCAUGGUCUUGAUGGUCACUGAGCUCCCCAGAUUAACCAUGGUUGACAUUGACCGCGUUGGGCUUUCUACUCUGUUUGCCAACGCAAGCGUGGCUUUCUUGCUCAACGUCUCGGUCGUCUUCCUUAUUGGUAGGACCUCGUCGCUCGUUCUUACCCUCUCCGGCGUACUCAAGGAUAUUCUCCUGGUAUUUGCUUCCAUGUUCCUGUUCAAGGACCCCGUUUCGCUGCUCCAAGCCUUCGGCUACAGCAUUGCCCUCGGUGGCCUCAUCUUCUACAAGCUCGGCGGCGAAAAGCUGAAGGAGUAUCUCGGCCAGGGCAGCAUGAAAUGGCAAGAAUUCGGCCACUCACGUCCUGUUCUCCGCAAGUUGAUGAUCUUCGCCGCCGUCAUCAUCUCCAUGUUCUUGGUCCUCGGCUCUCUUGGACCCCGCUACGCCCCUGAUUCGACUGAUAAGGUCUACAGCGGCAUUGGCAAGCUUAUCGGCGAGAAGGGUGUAUAA